Nelumbo nucifera (sacred lotus) is the source of this 1998-nucleotide messenger RNA. RefSeq names its product DNA-directed RNA polymerase subunit beta (DUF616). The record is from RefSeq and is a predicted model, not a curated record. Lineage: Eukaryota; Viridiplantae; Streptophyta; Magnoliopsida; Proteales; Nelumbonaceae.
GAAAAAAAGAAAAAAAGAAAAAAGAAAAACUCGAUCCCUGAUGUCUGUCCGCAUACCACAUGCAUUCAGUUAUCAACUUGUCAUGAGACUCAUCACCCGGACUGUAUCGUAAAGUGGUUUAGUAAUCUCCCGACUGUGAUUUGGCUUUCAAAUUGAAAAAAAAAUUUCUUUCUCUUGGUAGGAGAUUUGAAUUGUCUGAAAGCAAGAGAUCUUAAUUCCCUCCAAUUUCUGCAACUAUACUGGUUCUCUUUCGCCGUUGAUAAUGGCGUCUUCAAUGUUCAACAACAGCAUCUCUAUCUCAAUGUCGGACGACGAUUCGGACGAGCUCGCUGGAAAAAUGAAAGUUCGAGUUCGAAGGAAGCGCAAGAAAUUAGGGUUCCGAGGAAAGAACAAUUUUUUCCUGAGGAUGUUCUGGAAGCUAAUGAAGUGGUGGACGGUCUUGCUCUUUCUUCCCGCAAUCGGAUUGCUCAUAUUCGAGUCAUCGAGGAUUUCCGGGAAGCCCAGUGAAGUAAAGAAGCCGGACUUUGUCGCAGAAGAGAAAGCAGUGGGGAAUUUGAAUCGUCUUGAUCCCACGACCAGAGUGGUUGGUGGGGUCAGAGAACGUUGCUUGAAGCUCCUGCCUCCAGAACAACUUGAGAUUCUGGAUAUCCCUGUAGCUGAAGAAACAAGCUUUCCUGUGAGAAGAGUGGUAUACAAAUCAGAUAGUGGCACAUCAUAUUUAGGGGGCAAUGCUAUUCUAUUAGAGAGGCACACGGAGGCUACAAGAUUUAAUUUAUUCACGGGAAACCAAACUCUUCAGGAAAGGGAACAAAGUUAUAAGGCAAAUGAAACUGCUGUGGUGCAUUGUGGUUUCUACAGUGAAAAUGGUGGGUUUAGAGUUUCUGAUGAGGACAAGAAUUACAUGAAAACUUGCAAAGCUGUUGUAACCACUUGUGCAUUUGGUGGUGGAGAUGAUCUCUAUCAGCCUAUUGGAAUGUCCAGUGCAUCACUUCAAAAGGUCUGCUAUGUGGCAUUUUGGGAUGAAAUCACACUUGCAGCUCAAGAAGCAGAGGGGAAGAGAAUUGAUGAAAACCAUAUGAUUGGUAAAUGGCGCAUUGUGGUCGUCAGGGAUCUUCCUUUCACAGAUCAGCGGCUGAAUGGUAAAAUCCCUAAGAUGCUGAACCAUCGACUAUUCCCUCAAGCAAGGUAUUCAAUUUGGGUAGAUUCCAAAUCUCAAUUCCGGAGGGAUCCACUGGGUGUUCUUGAAGCCCUUCUUUGGCGCACAAAUUCCUCACUAGCAAUUUCAGAACAUGGAGCACGCAGUAGUGUCUAUGAUGAGGGUAAGGCUGUAGUGAAGAAAAACAAAGCAACGCCAGAAGAAGUCAAAGAGCAAUUGACUCGGUAUCGGAAUGAUGGUUUCCCAGAUGAAAAGAGGUUCAAUGGCAAGAAAGCUUUAGCUGAGGCAUCUAUCAUUGUGAGGGAGCACACACCGUUGACAAACCUAUUCAUGUGCCUCUGGUUCAACGAGGUGGUUCGUUUUACUUCACGGGAUCAAUUAAGCUUUCCAUAUGUUCUUAGGCAACUGAAAGUGUUGAAGAAUGUAAAUAUGUUCCCUGUUUGUACUCGCAAAGACCUUGUCAACAGUAUGGGUCACAAGCGGAAGGUUAAACCUCUGACAAGUUGAGAUUUUUGGUGGUCUUGAAACUCCCCUCGGGCCUUUAACAUUGGACUAAAUGUGGCUGUACUCCCUUUUUAGGUAUGGGGGUAUCUGCAUCACUGAAUAAGGUUCAUGUCCUAUGUUGCUGUUCUUUCCACUAAUUGCUUUAUUUGGUCUGUGAAAUUGUUUAUCCAACUCCCCCCCCCACACACACACAAGGAGAAGAAGAAUGUAGGUUCUUGCUGUUCCAACUGUUUGAUCUUUUUGCUAAAAUUACUUAUGACCAUUUUCUAUUUCUCAUUUAUUAUCUUCUGGAAAUGGAAUUCCAGGAAGGAAUGCUAUCGUCAUUUUCUGAUGUUUUA